This is a messenger RNA of Baudoinia panamericana UAMH 10762, 935 nucleotides long. RefSeq lists its product as uncharacterized. Gene Ontology annotation, molecular function: oxidoreductase activity, acting on the CH-OH group of donors, NAD or NADP as acceptor. The record is from RefSeq and is a predicted model, not a curated record. The coding region runs from base 1 to 864 and encodes 287 amino acids. The transcript has 2 exons. NCBI's taxonomy places the organism in Eukaryota, Fungi, Ascomycota, Dothideomycetes, Mycosphaerellales, Teratosphaeriaceae.
AUGGCUUUCGCACUUCUCAAGCCCAUCAAACACGACGUAUAUCCGUUCAUUGACCCAGCUCAGAAUCUGAAAGAAGCUGCUCCCGGCAAGACCGUCCUGGUCACGGGCGCAGGCACUGGCAUCGGCCGAGGCAUUGCUACGUCGUUCGCACAAGCUGGAGCUUCCUGCCUCAUCCUUGCCGCUCGCCGGACGGAGCCCUGGAAAAGACUAAAGCAGGCAUCGCCAAACCUGCGCCAGAAUGCAAAGUCAUUGUCGCCAGCGGCGUUGAUGUCGCGGACCUUGCAUCGGUGGAAGCGUUCGAUAUCUGGCUUCGCCGCGGUUGCCGACUCGGACCCGGAGAGCUGGUGUCGUACAGUAGAUGUUGAUUUGAAAGGACCGUAUUACGUCGCCCGUACAUACAUUCGUGCGCUGCGCUCCACAGGCAAGAAGCUGCGGGGGUUUAUUAUCAACGUGACGAGCAACAAUGCUUGGCGCUACAUUUCAGGUCUCUCGUCGUAUGCGGCGGCCAAGAUCGGCCUGAAUGCCCUGUCGGAAUAUAUUGACAAAGAAGGCGUCGCGGAAGCGGCAAGUGGUGACGACAGGCCGGAGGUGCGCUGCGUGGCUAUGCAUCCGGGCGGUGUAUACAGUGAAAUGGUUGAGCGUGGGGUUGCGGCGGGGGAUAUGCCGGAGGCUAUUGUACCUUUGUUGAUAGAUCAGCCCGCGUUGCCGGGUGGGACGGCGGUGUACUUGAGUACGGAGAGGGCGGAGUUCUUGUAUGGAAGGUUCGUCAGUGCCACGUGGGAUAUGGAAGAACUAGAGAACCUGAAAGAACGCGUCGUCAAGGAGGACCUGUUGAGGAGCAGAGUUCUCGGAGUCAACGUAUAAGCGUGCAAGUUGGUACAGGUCUAAGCACGACAGCUCACCAAUAUGGAAGACGAACUUGCGCUCGCACCCGU